AUGCCAGAACUCAUGAUGGAAACAGAUUACUUGCACUGGGAAUUACCAUUACCUGCCAUAUCCGUUUGCGAAGAAGAUAACAAGGAAGCAAUAGAAAAGUUCGUGCGGAGUUAUGAUAUUGAAGAAGAUGAGAUGAUAAAAGUCUCUUCCUUUCUGGAAAAUCUGGUCCAUCCUAGAGCUAAUUAUUGCAUCAGCUGCAUAGCCUCUUGCAACAGUUGUCCUAAACAAGGAUACUCAACUUUAUUGUCCAAGUUGUCUGCUUCAUGUGACGAUAUAUUCGUGGAAUGUAAAUGGCGAGGACAGGCUUUCAACUGCUGUCAGCAUUUCUAUCCCUUACUGACACCCUGGGGGCGCUGCUUUAGUCUCAACUCACGUCAAACAAAAUCCAUUGAACAAAUGCAACUAUUUACUGUCAAUCACAAUGAGAGAAACAAUAUACUAGAGAUGAAGUAUAAGAGGCCUGUCAAGCUACAUCUUCAUGAUCCGUAUGACAUUGACUUCUCAAAGCCAUUAGCAAACUCAAAACGUACACAAAACAUUGAAGGAAGUGUUACCAUGGGUCACAAAUUACAAGUCAUAUAUAAGUUUCGUAACAUAGAUAUUCAUCAGUCUGCAUGGGAACUGAAAAGAAAUCAGAGGGGAUUCUCUCAGCAUGUUUAG
Messenger RNA from Schistocerca gregaria, 660 nucleotides. RefSeq lists its product as uncharacterized. Lineage: Eukaryota; Metazoa; Arthropoda; Insecta; Orthoptera; Acrididae. Gene Ontology annotation, biological process: sodium ion transport. Gene Ontology annotation, cellular component: membrane. Gene Ontology annotation, molecular function: sodium channel activity. The transcript has 6 exons. The coding region runs from base 1 to 660 and encodes 219 amino acids. The record is from RefSeq and is a predicted model, not a curated record.